AUGGACACUAACGCUACACAAACGCAGCAGAGACCAAGCUAUCAGCGCAACGCAUCCUCAAAGCCCAACCUUCUCCGAUCCCUCGUCGCUUCGAAGUCAAGACCAUCGUCUCCAGAGCCUGCUAAGCGUAGAGCAGCAGUGAGAACAAAGUCAGUGCCGUUGCUGCCGCCGGAUCAUCCACAUGCUGCUAAGAGCAGACCGCUGGGCGAACUGCAGAACAACGUGCAGUCUCCAUCGUCGUCGCUGUCUAAGAGUGGGCGACGAGGUGUCACAGCUAAUAAAGCUAGCAAGGAGGUUGAGGGUGUGAAGGUGGCUACGAAGACUCGAGAUGGGCCAGAUGCAGUGAUGAAGUCCAAGUCUUCAACCAACCUCGCAGCUGUAUUCGCCAAACUAAAUCGCUCAAGCAAGGACUUGUCAGCAACAAUCAAAAAGGACAAAGAGAAUACUACGCCACCGGCUACCUCGAGCGGACAGGCGGAGACGCCGAUAUGGUCGCAGCUUGCUUCGAGCAGCAAGCCGCUCUCGAGGCCAAGUACCAGAGACAGCAAGUCAUCUAGCAACAUUGCCGAAGAGAUCGAGAAGUAUACACCACGCGAGUACUCCCCGUCGAAGCAGCGAAAUUUUGCUGGGACACUCGAGCAGCCAUCACUCAGACCUAGUCUCCAAGCUCGACCGCAGAGCGCUUACGUACCGGGAUCGGAAAGCUUGGUGGGAGCCAUCACUCGCAGGGUUAGCGGGAGCCGACUAAGCACCGAAGGCAGAAGAUCAGAAGACUCGGCCAGCCGAACGAGCAAAGACAGUAGACGGAGAGUCUCUGGUGAGCGGCCGGUCUUGCUUAAGCGCAGUAGCACUGAGCGGAAAGCCAGCGGCAGCAGCGCGGAGCAGGUGCUGGGAGUUAAUACACUCAGUGUAGCUAAGCGAGGAGGUCGGGUGAUGGCUGCUGUAGCUGCACUGCAAGGCAAGGGUAAGACCGACAAUGCACCUGCGAAGCCGGAGAUCGAGCUAGACCCAAAGGUCGUGGAUCAGGCUUUCGAAGCAGUGCUUGACUCUCGUAACAUACCAGAGCCGAUGCGGCAGAAGAUGCGGUCUUUGACCUUGCGUGUCAAGGCGGACUUUGUAAGGCAGGACAAGGGAUCGAACAUGGUCAGCAACAGUCCGAACGGGACAGUAAAUGCCACUCACCCAGACGCCCAGCCAACAUCGACGGCCCCAGAGGCUUCGCCGACAGACGCGCAAUUGGAUGCAGAUUACCAAAAGUCGACCAAGCGAUCUCGGCCACGCAGCCGAACCUUCACCUUCUCGAAAAGCGACAAACAUGCGUCCACCUCGCCCUCGAAGAAGCAGCGCUCGCAGAGCAGAAGCCGACCAGUAUCUGUCCACGUCGCGAAUGACGCGAACACCAUCACGUCGUCAACGAGCGCAACGACACCCAUUUCGCCUUUCGGCUCGCUAGGUCGAAGAUCGGCCGCUCCCGCCAUCCCAGCGGACUAUAUAGCUUACCUUCGCAAGCAUACUGAUCCGACAGUCGUCGAAGUAGGCCGGUUACACAAGCUUCGGAUUCUACUUCGUAACGAGACGGUCGCUUGGGUUGACAGCUUCCUUGCUCAAGGCGGUAUGUCCGAGAUCGUGCAAUUGCUGCACCGCCUUAUGGGCCUUGAGUGGCGAGAGGAGCAUGAGGAUCAGCUCUUGCACGAGACGCUGCUGUGUCUCAAAGGCCUCUGCACGACUGAGCGAGCAAUGGCUGAGUUGGCUGUGGUGGCGGACGAGCUGUUUCCGGCACUGCUGGGGAUGUUGUUCGACGAUGAGAAGAAAGGUCCGGCGGAGUACGCGACUCGGACUGUGAUCAUCAAUGUGUUGUUCAACUUCCUCGCCACGGCCACCAGCUCCUCUGCCGCAACCCUUACAGAACGAGCCCACCGCAUCCGGUCGUACCUUGGCGAGACUACCAAGUCUGAGGACGAGAAGCCGGUGGACUUCGUCCUGACUAUGCACACACCUCGCCCUUACCGCCUUUGGAGCCGCGAGGUCGCCAUGGUGACCAAGGAAGUCUUCUGGAUCUUCCUGCACAACCUUAACGUCGUACCACGCCCAAAGGCAUCCGACGACACCACUACCAACGAUCCGGCUCGCGCUGAAGUUCUAGCAGCGACCUACACCCACCGCCACUUCCCGGGCUCUCGGCCACCCGUCCCCGCCGCACCGUACAUAGGCGGCGUAGAAUGGGACGCAACGACCUACCUAACCGCACACCUAGACCUGCUCAACGGCGUCCUAGCCUCCCUUCCGACUGCCACAGCUCGUAACAAUCUCCGCGCGGAGCUGAAAGCCAGCGGGUUCGAAAAAGUUAUGGGCGCCACGCUGCGGACUUGCAAGGAGAAAUUCUACUCCGGCGUGCAUGAUGGCUUGCGAGCAUGGGUUGCGGCGGCGACGGAGGAUGAGUGGGAGACAAGGUUUGUGAGGGAGGGCCCGGAUUUGGAGGAGAGGGCGAGGAGUGUGAGUCCGAAGAAGAGUCCAAGAAAGAAGGAGGAGGGGGCCCCCAGGUUAGAGGAGGUGAAGGUGGAGGCGUUGCCGAAAUUGGAGUUGGGGUUCGAGGGUGAGCGGAAAGAGGGUGGUGAUGAUUCUGGAUGGCUUGAAUGA
Molecule: messenger RNA, 2637 nt
Organism: Baudoinia panamericana UAMH 10762
Lineage: Eukaryota; Fungi; Ascomycota; Dothideomycetes; Mycosphaerellales; Teratosphaeriaceae
Exons: 2
Coding region: 1-2637 (878 amino acids)
Biological process (GO): actin cytoskeleton organization
Molecular function (GO): small GTPase binding; actin binding
Source: RefSeq, a predicted model, not a curated record